UGCUUUUUCAGAUUGACAGUUUGCAGUUUUUCUAUUUUCUGAAUGUCGUAACUUCUGUCUUAAGCUGUCUUAAAGUGCCUUUGUUAACACUGAAUUGGAAAACUUUCUUGAAUUGGUGGAAAUUGUGAUCAACGGGAUAGAUUAUCACUUGAUUGUUGUUUUCCUCAUUAUGUCAUCCCUCUACGAUGGCCUGGAGGAAUCCAGCACGGACGACUCCACCAAGACCCCCUCCAACUCCGCACAAGCCACCAGCAUCAAAUUCCUCCAAUCGCAACUCCAGCUAAAGAAAGCCGCGCUCCAACAGACCAAACAGAACCUCAAACCCCACCUACCCCCCACCACCACCCCCAACACUCUCCUCCGCCCCGCCAAAUUCACCCCGGCCGUCAAACUCGAACCGGCCAAACUCGACAUCCCCCUCCUGUCCGCCACCAUCCAGCGGGUGGCCAACGAGUACGACCCCCUGUAUCCCAAUGAGUACGACAAGGUGAAGGCCAUCCAAACGGCGGAGGCCGCCGCCCUGACAGCCAGUACCAAGAACCCCUUCCAGGCCACGUUUUCCAAUACCAUCGGGCUGCGCAGUGCGCUGAGCGCCCCCGAGGAGGAGGAAGCGCCGACGGCGGGAGGGAAGAUUUUGGGGAUGCCCCCGACGAAAAGGGGCGCCGCCAUCCCGCCGCCUCCGGAGAGUGGGGUAAUGGAGUCGGGGUCGGCGGUGGCGGCCAAGAUUAUGGCCAAGUUCGGGUACAAGGAGGGUUCGGGGUUGGGACGGCAGGAACAGGGAAUUGCCUCGGCGCUGCAGGUGGAGAAAACCGGUCUGCGCGCUGGUAAAAUCCUCCGUGAAGCCCCGCCCGAGCCGCCCUCGUCCCUCUUCGCCAUGCCACCGCCCAAAUUCAACACCCCGGAUCUGUUCCGCAGUCAGACCAAGGUGCUCCUGCUGCGCAACAUGGUGGGCCCGGGCGACGUGGACAACGACCUGGAGCCGGAAGUCAAGGAGGAAUGCAGUAAUUUCGGCGAAGUGGUCACCUGCCUCAUCUACGAGCUGCCCGGCAAACCGGACGACGAGGCCGUCCGUAUCUUCGUGGAGUUUGCCAAAGUGGAGCAGGCCGUCAAGGCCGUCGUCACCAUGAACGGGCGCUUCUUCGGGGGACGGGCCGUCAAAGCGGGAUUCUACGAUAUCGAUAAGUUUAAGAAAUUCCAACUGGCCGAACCUGUGUAAUGCGGCAAAAUGUGGAAUUUUUGGCUGUAUUUUCUUGGAUGAUUAGCAUCCGCAUUUAAUGAUCCUCAUGUUACUUUUAAUUUAUGUAAGCAUGAACGCAUUCGUUCAAGGAACGAGAAUUUACAAGGGAAUAAAA
Messenger RNA from Paramacrobiotus metropolitanus, 1352 nucleotides. Its product is annotated as splicing factor 45-like. The transcript is spliced from 2 exons. The coding region runs from base 170 to 1216 and encodes 348 amino acids. Gene Ontology annotation, cellular component: precatalytic spliceosome. Gene Ontology annotation, biological process: alternative mRNA splicing, via spliceosome; mRNA cis splicing, via spliceosome. The record is from RefSeq and is a predicted model, not a curated record. Gene Ontology annotation, molecular function: RNA binding. Lineage: Eukaryota; Metazoa; Tardigrada; Eutardigrada; Parachela; Macrobiotidae.